AUGAAGGCCGCUACUGUCGUUUCUUGCCUGGCGGCUCUCGCCAACGGUGCUGCCGUCAACCUUGCCCGCCGAGCGGGUCCUCUCGAUGUCAAGAUCGAGCAGGUCGGCAACAGCGAGCUCAAGGCCAGCAUCACCAACACCGGCACCGCCCCCCUGAGAGUUCUCAAGGCCGGUUCCAUCCUUGACGGAGCUCCCAUCGAGAAGGCUCAGUUCUCCACUGCUUCUGCCGACGGUGUCAGCAGAGUCGCCUUCUCCGGCGUCCGCGUCUAUGUCCACGACACCGACCUUCCGGACUCGGCCUUCCAGACCAUCGCCGCCGGCGAGAAGGUCGAGGUCCAGUGGGAGCCCGCCCAGGUUCACGAUCUCAGCGGUGGUGGCGAGUACAACAUCUCGAGUGUCGGAUCCCUCCGCUACGCCGAGGAGGGAAGCAACAAGAUCGCCGGCCAGGUCGUCUACGACUCUGGCGUUCUUACCGCCAAGGUCGACGGCGUUCAGGCCGCUUCGGUCCACGCCGCCUUCCACCAGAGCAUCGCGGCCAAGCGUGCCACCAUCCAGAACGACUGCACCGGCUCCAAGAAGACGGCCGUCACCAACGCCCUCAGCAAGGGCAAGGCCUAUGCUACGGCCGCUCAGUCUGCUGCUAACGCUGGUACUCGUCUCCAGCAGUACUUCCGGUCCACUUCGUCGAGCACCAAGAGCUCCGUCGCCAGCGUCUUCGGCAAGGUCGCCACCGUCCUCGGCAGCACAACCAGCGGCGCAAAGCUGCCUGGUACUGGUGGCUACAUGGUCACCUGCGACUACUUCUUCCAGUUCCCCGCGUCCGGCGCGGCUUGCCACGCGGCUGACCAGCCGUACGUCCUCGUUCACGAGGCGACUCACUUGACCGAGGUUGCGGGAACCGAUGAUGUGUGCUACGGCUACGAGGGUUGCGUUGACAGCAUCAGCGCUUCUCAGUCUCUCAACAACGCGGACUCGUUCGCCCUCUACGCCAACGGCAUCCAAGCCAGCUGCUAA
Messenger RNA from Colletotrichum karsti, 1014 nucleotides. RefSeq lists its product as uncharacterized. The transcript is spliced from 3 exons. The record is from RefSeq and is a predicted model, not a curated record. Gene Ontology annotation, biological process: proteolysis. The coding region runs from base 1 to 1014 and encodes 337 amino acids. Gene Ontology annotation, molecular function: metalloendopeptidase activity. NCBI's taxonomy places the organism in Eukaryota, Fungi, Ascomycota, Sordariomycetes, Glomerellales, Glomerellaceae.